GAAGAGGGGCCAGUGUUCACUCCAUUCGAGCUUCUGCACCAAGCGGGGAGCCGGGCGUCAGUAACACAUAAUAAAUCAUUAUAAAUAUCAAUAAUUUGAGACGCAGCACCAUGUUCACCUCACAGACCUCCUCCUUCCAAGACUCGAUCGACGUGGAGGACCGAGACGAGCUGGACAGCGAGGAGAUCUCCGGCUGCAGCCUCAGGACCCAGCUCAGCUGCUACUACACCAUCUACCUGUACCAGGGCACCAGAUCUGAGGCUACUGGGGAAAAUGUGGCAUGGAACCAGAGAAGAGCAGACUCCACAACCAGUCAGGAUGACUUUAGCCUCACGCUGGUGGACAGCAGCCUGCCGUCCGAGGCAGAGCCGGAGCUGCGCUGCUACAUCUCAAGGAGACUAAGCAAAGGAGCCCUGCUUGGGGGCAUGGGCAACAUCGCCACAGUGGAGCUCAGUGUCCCAGAGCAAGCGGUAGGCUGCUACUGCUGUCUCUUGGAGCAGGAGAGGUCACCCGAGCAACCUGACGCUGAUGGCAACGGAUAUGUCAUCUGUUUUAUGGGCGGCUCUGAGAAAGGACUGAACUUAUUCAGACUAGAGCUGGAUAAAUAUGUCCAAGGCCUGCAGAGCAGCCUGCAAACCCCAGAGCUGCAGAACCUUGAGACGGAGGUGCGUCCCUACCUGAGUCGGUGGUACGAGGAGUCUGUGAUGCACAUUUAUCGGGUGGUGCAGCUGGUCCAUGACAGCAUCAGCUUCCUGCUGCAUGCCGCUCUGAGCCACACACAUGUGGAGGUCAUAAACUCAGAUGAGAGGACAAAGGCUGAUGUGUCCAGGUUCAUCAAAGCAGCCAGUCUGCAGGGCCUGUCUCAGCAAGACACUACAGCAGCCUCUCUGUGUAAGGCCAUCUCAGAGGACACACACUCCGACUUGAUCAUAGACUGCUCCACCAGCCCGCCCACGCUCACCAACACCGUCAGUAAUCGUUUCUGUGAUGACUGGAUUCAGGCAUUCCUAAACGCUGCAGAGCGUUGUAAUCCCUUCCUGCUCAGACAGAUCCUGGAGAAUUUCAAACUUAAGGCCAUCCAGGACAUGAACAGCCUGAAGCGCUAUGUGCGUCAGGCCGAAAUGAGUCACUACGCGCUUUUCCGCUGCUGCCAGUUCCUGCAGGGCUGUGGAAACGGAGACGUGUUGCUGCAGAACGCCAGGGCAGAGCACAGCGACCUGCCGGAGGCCUGCAGCAUCAUCACUGUCCUGGAGGAGUUCCUCAGGGAGCAGUCCCAGGCCCAGUCCUGAUUCUCUCACUGCACUCCUACCAAGGUGGGAAAUUCACCGCAGCCACCCACCAAAUUAUGACACAAGGUCACUCUGGCAGCAGUUUUUUCUGAUCAUGAAUCAGUCAAGCAUCAUUCCUACCAUAGCAUUACAUUCUAAGUUAAAUAUCAACUUGGCAGGUAAGGAUUGAAGUGGCUGGGUCUAUUUCCUGCAUGUCUUUCCCAGUCUCAAAGCUCGACUGCCUCCUACAAACGUGUCUUUAUUUUUUGUUGUUUGACAUAGUUUACUCAUGAAAUAACAUUACUGUAAUGAUCUUACCAACUAAAGCUAGUUGUUAAUUGCAGAUGACAAUGAAAUGUGCUUUCGGGUGUUUGGAAAAUGACCUCUUUUUAUCCCACUUUGGCUGAAAGCUAAUUGGCAGAGAACCUGUCUGAUUUCAGUGCAAGAAUCAUUUAAGAUGUAGGAGAUAAAACUGGAGCAUCCUUUCUAGAAUCACUCAGUUUUAUUCCUGUGUCUGGCACUUUCUCCAGUACUAUGUAUCUCUAAAUAUGUCACAGUGUUGUCAUGUUGUUCCUUCGUAAUUUGUGUGUUGAAUGAGUGUCAGAAAUCAGUGUUAACACUGUGAACCAAAAACAAUUAUUACUACUUUGUUGCUAAACUGACAUUGACUGCAACACUUUAAUUAUUCCAAUGUACAGAGAUAAUACUCAUCCUGACUAAAUUAUGGAAUUAUCAGUGGAUUUUUCUGUGCCUGUUUUAAUGUCCAAAUUCUCUUUAUUGUUUUGUAUUUUGAUUUUAUCACGUUUUUGUUUUGAAGAGAAACACGUGUGAGAAUGCACAAAUCACUUUUAUCUAUUGCUUUUGUUACAUUGCUCUUGAUUCUGCUUCCAUUUCAACCCAAUAACUGCACUACUAUAUUUUUGUCAUAUGGGAAUUUUUAUGUUUUUCUAUCAACUGACAUUGCAUAGUCUUAUUUAAUCUGUUUGUGGGAAUGCAGUGUUGUAGAUACAGUGUAAUUUUUUUUUAAUAUCAAGGAAUGCAAAGUAUGACAUCAUCUUUGCAGCUUUCACCAGCCCAACAAUUCACGCUAAGAACAAAACAAUAACAGUUUUCCAUUUCUGUCUAGUAUGAAGCCAGUCUGUCCUUAGAAUAAAAAAAAAUUAAGUGUAGAAUAAAUGUAGGGUUAGGGAAAAAAAGGCUGCACCUGAUGAAGUGCUCAGUAAAUCUUAGCAUGCAUGUUGUUUUUCCUGUCAUUGUGCAUCUGAAUCUCAGACAGUUUGAAAUUAUAGAUCACAAUAUGAGACUAAAAGUUGUAUUUUUUUCCCCAGAAAACCCACUAAUGGAUUUCAGAUUUAAGAAGUAUAUUUGGAUAAUUUUAUGAAAACAAUCCAAAGUGUGUAAUAAAGCAAUACUAAUGUCGGUGGUGUGUACUUUAAGCUGUGAAUCCAGUGAUAAUGUGGGUGCGUCAGUUUACUAUAGUGAACCGUACUGUGACUGACCUGUGUGUGUACAGUUCUUGGCUCUGUCCAGGGCAGGAUAUAAUGUUAUACAUGAAAAUGUGGCUCUUAGUCUUGUAUAUAGGAGCACAAACAGAUAUUGAUCCUCUUUAUUGUCAGUGUGUGUGUGCAUGUUGUCUGUACCACAGAAAAGGAGAGCUCAGCAAAGACUACAUGUAUUAUGAACACUGAUUUUGUAUAGAACAAGAUGUCAUAAUAAACAUAUUUAUCAUACCACA
This is a messenger RNA of Myripristis murdjan (pinecone soldierfish), 3003 nucleotides long. RefSeq names its product chromosome 8 C17orf75 homolog (gene c8h17orf75). Gene Ontology annotation, cellular component: trans-Golgi network. NCBI's taxonomy places the organism in Eukaryota, Metazoa, Chordata, Actinopteri, Holocentriformes, Holocentridae. Bases 111 to 1289 code for a protein of 392 amino acids. The transcript has 10 exons. The record is from RefSeq and is a predicted model, not a curated record.